GCAAAGCCAAGCCUUUCCGGCAAAGCGUACUUUCCAGGUCUCGACCACACAAGUUUUGUGAGGUUUGGCUUGUAUCAGGAACGACGCUGGCAUGGGUCUAAGAACGACAUCCCGAUCCCGGGCAGGGCUGCACAUCACGACAGGCGUCCCUCGACCAUUUCAAGUAUUUUCCUUCUCUUAUACCUCAUGGAUCUCUGCACUGCCCCUCUUCCACCUUUUUCGCGUCGUCCCAAUCGCAACUCUUCCUGUUCUAUUCGACCAGUCACUCCUUUAAGGUCUCUUUAAUCUCGCAUUUCGCUCAUCUAUAUACUGGGAGCUGGCUCUCAUAAAAUUCAAGCCAGGCUACGUCGAUCACCAAACGAGUUUGUUUCUAUACUACUUUUCCCCAAGUGCAUAGCUCAACUCAUCACGCUCAUUUCCGCUGCCCGACACUAUCUACUUGCAGAUACAUAGUAACCAUACCCACAUAUUCUCAUCGCGAGAUAUCGUUGUUCAAUUUCGUUUCACCGAAAACUUUACGCAUUCCCUACAUAUAUCAUAUCAGAGUUGCGCAUCCCUCGGAUCUUAUCAUAUCUGUUGAAGUUACAUACAACUCCUUAUAAUCCCCCCCCGGACCUACAUCGACCUUGCCGACACCCCGGAUCGGUGGAUCAUUAUAUAUUACUUUCUUUUCUACAAAACUAUCUAACGCUGACGACGAUCCUGAUACGAUACUUGAUCGGCUCAUAACUACUUUCAACUAAACUUGAUUUACUGUCAUGGAUUCCAGCCAGGCGCAAUCCCGCCAUUCUUUUCAACCACAAUCUUCCUUUGCUUUUAAUCAAAGUAACAAGUUCAGAGGAGAUUGUCCCCCACGGUCAUUCCCAUCAGCUUCUACCAUGAAUCCUAACGAGAUGUCUAUGAAGCAAGAACCUAUAGGUUUAGGUAUGUGGUCAACAACAACACCACCAAAUCCAACCACCAGACCUCGUCCUGCAACCAUACAUGAGACAGGGUUCUCAUACUGCAUGCCAGAGCAGGGCAACUAUUCUUUACCAGCAUGGGACUCUUCAACGAUGCCAAUGCAGCCAAUACACAAUGGACUGUCGCAAGAUUAUGCAGUUCAUCAAGAUUUCUUUCCACAGUCAUCGGCUGGCGAACGUGAACAGCAUCAGAAUCAUGCUGUUUCUGUUAAUAGCAAAGCUUUCUCCGAAUUCGACUUUACAGAUCAUUGGAACGCGAAACCUUGUGACGAUGGUAUGGAAAUGCAAGGUCUCGAUACGGACAUGCACAUGGGCCAAGCUUAUACGACGGAUGAGGCCGUACCAAUUCUCGAUCUGAGAUGUGGAUCGGGAAUGGACUCUGAUCGACCUAGUUUGGAGCGACCAUGGAGUUCCCGAAGGAUGUCUGGCUCUUCGUUCACAUUGUCAACCACCGGAGCUCUUUCUGAGAUGCCAUCAUACGAGGAUUUCUCAACUACGUUGUCAGAAACGCCUUCUUUCACUUCAGACUAUCCACCUCUGUCGAAUAGGAAUUCGUUGAUGUCAUCAACACAAUUAUCGCCAGUAGCGUCGCCUAGAAUGACCCCACAAAAUAGAUCCGAAUUGGUACGAACUCAAAGUCGAGGCAGGGCAUCUCCCUCACCACGGCCAAGUAUGCGCUCGGCACCAUAUAAUAUGGAUAGCAAUAGAAUCAAGAGGUGGUCUACGGGGUCAUAUGCUCCUGCACCGAGUAGACGCCCUUCUCCAUUUGUUUAUCAUCAGGGAAAUGAAUCAUUCCAAUCUCCUCAUCAACCUCACAUGUCAUCCCGACAUUCUUCACCAACGAUAUCUAAUCCUCACCUGCCUCUCAAUAUGGUUAAUUUGCAGACGCAACAACACCCAUUUAUGAUGGCCAACAACCUAGCUUAUCAACGGAAUAGCAUGCUUUUACCUUCUCAUUCAUACCAUGAGCCUCAUCAAUUUGACACACCACCUCCUUUGCUUUCUCACGGCCUUUUCCGCAUGCUUCAAAGUAACGCAGAUCCACAUGCAUUACAUACUCACUAUUCAGAUUUGAGUGAUCCCCCUGAUCUUUAUGCGUCCUUACAUGAAGAGCAGCUGGCACCUCCGCCAGAAGAUAUGAACCCAUCGGAUCCUGAUCUCAUUCCUCACGAGCAAGAACUACGAUUUGAUGGAGAUUUGUACACGCCAAGAUGGGUACGGGGCCAUGGAAACAAGAGAGAAGGAUGGUGUGGCAUUUGCAAACCAGGACGAUGGCUCGUACUGAAGAAUAGCGCGUUCUGGUAUGACAAAAGUUUCACACAUGGCAUUUCAGCCGCAACUGGACAGCCAUUUCAAGAGCCGCAAGAAACGCGACGCAUGGACGGAAAUCCCGAUGUAUGGGAGGGUCUGUGUGGAAGCUGUAAUGAAUGGGUGGCUCUAGUCAGUAGCAAGAAAAAGGGAACCACUUGGUUCCGACAUGCUUACAAAUGUCACACUCAUCCGAAGAUUAAAGAUGCACCGAAACGCCGACGUGAAUCUAGCCACUCUCGUGCGCUCGGUGCUUCGAAUAUGGCGAAAUCAAAAGCCCACGAUUCAAUUACUUCCAACCCGCAUCAAUCUUCACCAAUGACACCUAGUGUUACUUCAACACCUCGCUAUCAGAGGAAGUCGGCUUUAGGUAGUCCGAUAGAUGACUUGAGUCCUAUGAUAUGAUGGUUUUAUCUUCUGCUCUAUCUCCAAUAUUCUCUCUUUUUCUUUUAUCUGCGAGUUUGUGUUUACAUGAUUUGAUUUGAUUUGAUGUACAUUGUGAAAGACUUUUUAUUUUCUAUUUUUCUUCUACUUUCUUUCAGAUAACACAUACUAUACUUUUUUUAUUGAUCGCAUUUCUUUUCUUUAUCAUGACAACAGCGGAGAAAGGCAGACAAGAAUCUCAGAGGCAGGAGGCGACGAGAUUUUCAGUUACAGACCCAGUAGUAAGGCGUCGGGCGGGAUACCAUGCAUCUUUCUUCUUUCACUUAUUUCUACACGUUCAUUUUUGGAGCUCGGUUGUUGGGUCGGGAAUGGUUGGUGGGAUGGUCUAGGAAAGGUAUUGCAGAUGCAGGACAGACAAGCUAGGAAAAGGAAAAGGAAAACUUGGACUUGGGGACAAAAACGACUCUCUUUCAUAUCUAUAGUAUAAGCUUUAUUAUAAGCAAAAGACGAGUAUCUGCCGGCAGGCGUGUGUUAUGAUUUUACGAGAAGCAAAGGAAAACAGCUCAGGUUUGAAGAUGCAGAACAGUGCAGAUUGGGGGGGGGGUUAGGAAGGCAAAGGCAGGCGCAAGCAGAAGAGGGAAAAAAAUAAUUGGUUCUGGUACCGGUUUUGUCUUUGGGGAUUUCAUCGAGAGGGAAGUUUUCAUGGUGGGCGGUAUAUAACAUCAUAUUAGGUUAGGUUAGGUUAGGUAGCAUAGCGAUGGGUUUGGUAGAGUAGAGUCCUAUCAUAAGGUUUGUGCACUUGGAUGCAAAACGAGCGGGCGCUGGGAUGACAGCCAGGCGUGCAAUGGCCAAUUUAGUUUGGAGUUUGGAGAAUGAAAUGAGAAAUACACUUAUAAACUUUACAUGCUGAGUUUCGCA
Messenger RNA from Botrytis cinerea B05.10, 3572 nucleotides. RefSeq lists its product as hypothetical. NCBI's taxonomy places the organism in Eukaryota, Fungi, Ascomycota, Leotiomycetes, Helotiales, Sclerotiniaceae. The coding region runs from base 759 to 2675 and encodes 638 amino acids. The transcript is spliced from 4 exons. The record is from RefSeq and is a predicted model, not a curated record.